Molecule: messenger RNA, 4701 nt
Organism: Uncinocarpus reesii 1704
Lineage: Eukaryota; Fungi; Ascomycota; Eurotiomycetes; Onygenales; Onygenaceae
Exons: 6
Coding region: 1-4701 (1566 amino acids)
Molecular function (GO): protein binding
Source: RefSeq, a predicted model, not a curated record
AUGAUCGCCGAUGACCUCAGUACGACCCCAGAUGAUUUUGAUGAAUUCGGAUGGUUUCUUAUAUUGCUGCAACAGAUAAACAAACCCACAGGCUCCGUGUAUGAGGCGGACCGACGGAUAAGACCGCUGUCCUUUAUCGAACGGCGGCGCGCUGCCUCAAGAGUGACGGAGCUCGCAACUGAUUCGCCGGAAAGAGUUGAAAACCCUCUAGGACUGACCUUACUUCAUGAGCCCUUAGCGCCUCAUAUCGAUCUUAUAUUUGUUCAUGGAAUCGGCGGCGGCUCCCAGAAGACUUGGAAUAUCUCAAAUGCAGCCGCGAGCUACUGGCCGAAAGAAUGGCUUCCGCACGAAGAAGGCUUCGAACAUGCCCGAAUAUAUACCUACGGGUACGACUCUAGGUGGGCCGGUAAGGGUCACUCAGUCAAUAUCCAUGAUUUCGGGCGUGCCUUAUUAGCGGAUAUUUGCGAUUACUCGCAUGUACAAAAGACUGUUGACGCCUACCUACUUGCCAGAGAUGACCCAACUUGCGAGGCUGUAUUAAAACGCAUACGCGGUAUGAUUUUUCUUGGUACGCCGCACCGUGGCGCCGAUUCCGUGCAUCUUCUCAAAAGCUUGUUAUACUUGCCUGGAAUGCAUGGCUCGAAAGCCUUUGUGGACGAGCUAGUUCCGAAUUCAGCAAUGUUGCAGGAUAUAAAUGAUGCUUUUAGGCAUACAUAUCAGGGGAUUUACAUUCGAUCGUACUUCGAAAGGAUUGAAACGGAUCUUGGAUUCUCCCGUCAAAUCAUAGUUGAAAGAGACUCUGCAAUUAUGGGCCUCCCAUCCGAACAAGUGAGACAUCUCGAUACUGACCAUCGCCAUCUGGCGAAAUUCACCAAACAAUCUGACGCCAACUACAAAACGCUUUGCCGUGGUUUGCUAGCUGCCAUGGCCACCAUUGAAAAGAAUCAUACUCCUAUACCAUUUCGCGAUAAUUUGAAAGCGGAGUUGAAGAUAGUAGCCGAAUAUCUCUCCGACACAUUUCAACAAGAUAAUGAGUUAGCCAAAAUUACUGAAAACAAAACGGAAGGUUCUUGCGAAUGGCUAAUAAAUAGAACUACAUUUCGUGACUGGUUUGCCAUUUCUGAUGCCGGCGACCAUAACAGAUCAUCUGAGAUGUCCAACAGCCUGAUGACUCCAAAGCUAUUCUGGCUUAGCGGCAAACCGGGGACAGGGAAAACUAUCGUCUCGGGGCAUGUCGCCCAGUAUAUCAAGAGUAAGAAAUUGGGGUGCAGUGUUUAUUUCUUCAAACGUGGCAACAGGACAAAAUCCUCAGUUUGCCACCUAUUGCGGUCUUUCGCUUUCCAAAUGGCAUGUUCCGACUCAAAUAUCCGCCAGUUACUUUUAAGGAUGGCGAGCGACGGUGAAGAUUUUGACAGCAAUGACCCUAACUCUAUAUGGCGUGCUCUGUACCUGUCCCGAAUCCUACGUACGAACUUCCAGCAGCCACAUUAUUGGGUUAUAGACGCCUUGGACGAAUGUGAUGACUACGCCGCCUUAAUCCGCCUGCUAUCAAACGUUGGCCAGUUGUCGCCAUUGCGAGUUUUCGCCACUAAUCGCUCCGUGCCGGAAACCGAAAACGAAUUAACCGUACCGGUGUUUGCAGAGCAGAUGAGUCUCAAAGAUUCCCUAGAGGAUAUCGAACGCUUUUUGAGGGCCCGGAUGCACUUCCUUCAAAGUGAAUCAAACUUUGAGGGCCUCCUCACACAGAUUGUGUCGAAAUCGAACGGCUGCUUCCUAUGGGCCGCGCUGGUUCUGACCCAACUACAACGGGCACGUCGAUUAAGCACGAUACAAAGUAGUAUCGACCUUGUACCAGUUGGAAUGAACGAUCUGUACAAACAAAUAUUGGACAACCUAGCCAACACGCUGUCGAGCGAUGUUGUUGACAAAAUGCUGGCAAAAGCUAUAUUUAGGUGGAGUCUCUGUACUAUUAGGCCGCUUACUCUGGACGAAUUUAAGGAUGGACUCUAUUUCGAUGUCCUCGAAACUCCGCGUCCCUUGAGAACUGGAAUCGAGUCAUACUCCGGGCAUUUAAUUUACUUGGAUGAUGAUUCCCGAAUCCAACCUGUACACCAAACAGUGGGCGCAUUUCUAACGAAUAACUGUCCGGUAUCAGAUUUUGCGAUGGAAAAAAAGAAAGAACAUGCUCGGAUCGCGGAAGUUUGCCUAAGUUUCCUUUCAGGAAAGGAAUUCUAUGAGCCUCAGACACGUCAAGAAGACACCCCAGGUUUACCAACCUACCUUUCACCUUUCGCUAAGUACGCUAUUGCUCAUUUUUCUGACCAUAUAUUCAAAUCCUCUUCUCAGAUAGACUCUCUCCUGGUUUUGUUAAGCGAUUUCCUCGAGUCGCCUAAUGUUUUGGCAUGGAUUGAGGGCCUCGCGCAAGCGGGAAACAUCACCCUUCUGGCUCACACUGCAAAAAAUCUGAAGUCAUUCCUAGCUCGCCGUGCAAAGUACUUGCCACCGCUAGGUAGGGAAGUGCAAAUAGUGGAGGCUUGGAUACAUGAUCUCAUCCAUAUCGGCGCCCUAUUCGCUCACAACCUUGUUGCAGUACCAAAAUCGGUUCACUUUCUGGUCCCACCACUUUGCCCGCGUAAUUCGGCCAUUUAUAGCCAGUUUGGGGACCAUCCUGGUUGCCUUAAAGCUGUGGGCAUCAUUGAAAAUAAUUGGGACGAUCGCCUAACCAGCUUCAGCUACGCGGACGAAGAAACUAUGUCAGUUGCCUGUGGUACCGAAUAUUUUGCAGUUGGACUAUCAGACGGCACGAUAGUUAUGUACCGGAGUACAACAUGCAAAUAUAUCAGAACCCUGAAACAUCCCGGGGCCGUGGGAAAACUCUCCUUCGCAAACUUGAAUCCUUUAUUAGCAUCUUGCUCGACAAACAAGCUUGUUCUCUGGAAUACGCAUAAGGGAGACCGACUUUGGACCUUUGACAGGGGUGCCCAUCUGGUUCCUAUGGCCCUCGGCUUCAACCAUGACGAUUCUACGAUUUCGCUUGCCACCCGAAACGGUGUCUCCGUUUUUCAAGCCUCGGAUGGAAAAAUAACGAAUAGCAUCAGCUAUUCUACUUCAGGUAGAGACAAUGCAGAUGUGGAAAAGACUUCUUCUGCCUGGUUCUCGCCCAGUUUAGAUAUUGUCGCCAUAGCUUCGCGCAAUAGGCCCAUGACCAUUUUGAAUAUGGUCUAUCGAACUCGAGAGAAAAUAUUAAAAGAGGGUUAUGAAAAGGUGUACGAUUCCCCUCAUGUCAAUGCUGUUGCUUUCCAUCCAAACUCGCAAGCAGGCCUAGUGGCUGUUGCGUACAACGAUGGUGAUCUAGUGGUGCAUAAAUUUUUGGCGAAAAGAGAAGCUGAAAAAUUUCCACUUCUCUGCCAAACUCUAGCUGUCUCUCCCGAUGGACGAACCCUAGCGACCGGUGAUUCAUACGGAACCAUACAUCUAUUUAAUUUCGAGACGUUGAGGCUUUCUUAUCGUAUCACAUCGGAUAGCCAUAAUAUCCAGGCGAUAGCCUUCAAUUCGAGUGGCCUUCGCUUUUUUGAUAUUAGAGCCAACCGAUGCAAUGUGUGGGAGCCGUCGAUAUUGGUUGUCAGAGAGACUUCGGACGAUACGUCCACUGAGCCUUGUAGCGAAGAAAUGCUUCCGCCCAUGCAGCACAAGAAUGCUAGACACCUAGAUGACGAUCGCUUUAUUUCAGCAAUUACCGGCCAUCAAGAAGAUGAAUACCUAUUUUGCGGACGCUUUGAUGGUUCGAUUGCAGUCUAUGAAACAGAAACUGGAAAUCUUGUUCAUGAGCUUUGCAAACAUAUGCGUUUCAUCAGAGUUCAUUUGCUCGAUUGGAAUGCGGAUGCUUCUCUCCUGACCAGCGCAGAUGUUUCAUGUCGAUUCAUUUGUAGGGGGGUUGCACGGAAACCAGGGGAAGAAUGGAGUGUUGGAAAUACACUGCUGGAUAAACGCACGAGCAGUGAUAUUAAGCAGAUUUUGACUAAUCAGCGCGGGGACCGCCUCCUUGUGUCGACUGCCUUGACAGAUGUUGUCUACACUAUUGACGCUUAUUCUCUAGAAAUCAAUCGGAUCGCACAACAGGACGAACGCCAGUGGAUUAAACAUCCAACAAAUGCUGACCACCUAGUUUUGAUUAAGGGCGGGAAAGCUUUUAUCUACGAUUGGGCGCAAUUUACUAUGGUCAGCGGAGAGGAUGGCAUCCACUUAGAGUCGCUGUCAAGGACUGAUCACUUCGUGUCCCAAAUAGUAUGCAACAACGAAGCAAACAAAGUUGGGGCUUUUUACCUAGCGGAGUACAAUGAGCGCGAUUAUGCUAGUGAGCUAGAGCUAUGGGAUGCGGCCAACAUCACGCCUGAUGCCACGCGGGCACCAUCGGAGGCUCAGUAUAAGCUUUUUCCCCAUGGUAUCAAGGCGAUCCUUGGGGAAUAUAUGACAUUUCUCCUCUUUCUCGACUCGGAGAGUUGGGUCUGCUCCGUUGACCUUGAAAGCACAGAAAGAAAAGACAAGUUUGCUGCCGCCAUUUUUUUAUUCCUUUCACCUGGCACCAAAACAGACACUCCAUGUAUUACGUUACCUCCAGUGGAAGCGUCGCUAUUGUGGUUGGGGAAAAUAUUGUUAUUUUCCACCAGGGACUACGGUUUCAAGUACCUGUCCCUCUUUUAG